AGUCCCAAUCUUUUUCACCCUAAAUUUCACACACACACACACAAUGAAGGGAAGUUCCAAGAUAAUAAUGGGAGCAACACUCACAAUGCUACUCAGCCUUGCAAUAGUCCUAGCCCUAGUCUUGCUUCUACUAGCCCAGCUCUACUGCUCUCUCUUGCUCCGCCGCCGACACCUCCGCAAAACCACCACCACCUCCGCCGCCGCCGCCCCACACCCCCAACCCCAUCCCACCGCCCCAACUCUCAGCACCUUCUACGCUCAGGGCGUCCUCCACGCCCCAAGAAACUUCCUAUUCCCUGCAGUGUUUCCCCACACUUCAAACAACAUUAAUAACCCGGAUUUGGAGACCCAGAAUUAUUCUGAGCUCCCCAAGAAACCCCACGAAGUCGGUCUUAUGUUUUCCUCCACGCCGCCCUCUCCCGCCGCCGCCUUUAUACCCAUGGCGUCGCCGAAGCUAGUCCACGGCGAAGACGGCGGCGGCGCUGGGAGAGAAGAUUGUGUGUACAUAUGCAAUCCGAUUUAUGACUUGGAAGCCAAUAACGUGGCGUGCGGGGCGGUGGAUGACACCCCGUUUGAGACGCCGGAUUCGUCGCCGUCACGGUUAAGCGGCGGCUCCGACGAGAAUGGCGGCCAAUCUGCGUGUUGUAGCCCCGCGUCUUCGGUGGCGUUAACGCCGAUGAAAAAACUCCCGGCCAAGGCGUGCUCGGUUUCGCUCAAGGAUGCUAGCUCACUUGGUACUUCUAGGAGUGACUCCAUUAUUAGUAACAAUGACGCUGUUUCGUCUUCUUCUUCUUGUUCCCCUUCCACUUCUUCAUGGUGAUGAUUCAAACUCCAUAGUCAAAUCCCAAGCUUUAUAUUAGUAGAGAAGAUAAGUUGAUGAUAGCUAGCUAGGACUCCAAUCUUGAUAUUUAGUUUAAUUGAGACUUAGACUUAGAGGGACCUUUUUAAUUUGUUCAUGUACUAUGAUUUUUGUUUUUUCUUGUUUGAACUUUAGUUCCAAAAAAAUGUUAUCAUUU
Molecule: messenger RNA, 1016 nt
Organism: Ipomoea triloba (trilobed morning glory)
Lineage: Eukaryota; Viridiplantae; Streptophyta; Magnoliopsida; Solanales; Convolvulaceae
Exons: 1
Coding region: 44-820 (258 amino acids)
Source: RefSeq, a predicted model, not a curated record